Molecule: messenger RNA, 1077 nt
Organism: Eubalaena glacialis (North Atlantic right whale)
Lineage: Eukaryota; Metazoa; Chordata; Mammalia; Artiodactyla; Balaenidae
Product: olfactory receptor 10A7-like
Biological process (GO): G protein-coupled receptor signaling pathway
Cellular component (GO): membrane
Molecular function (GO): olfactory receptor activity; G protein-coupled receptor activity
Source: RefSeq, a predicted model, not a curated record
AUGAUAAUGCACAUGAAGCUAUUUAUAAGUUUUGCUAAAUAUACCAGGAAUGAUGUUGUUGUUGCCAUUACUGAUGAUGUGAAUGGUACUGAAGCAGGAUUUGCAGUAGUGGUGAAAGAAACUAGGCUAAGUACGAUUUGUGAAAAUCACACCCAAGUGACUGAAUUUAUUCUUCUCAGUUUUACAAACAACCCUGAGAUGCAAGUUUCCCUCUUUGUUUUGUUCCUGGUCAUCUAUACAGUCACUUUGUUGGGCAGCUUCCUUAUUGUCACAGUUACCAGUAUGGAUGCUGCUCUUCAAACACCCAUGUACUUCUUUCUCAGGAACUUGUCACCUCUUGAAGUCUGUUUCACCUUGGUCAUGGUGCCAAAGAUGCUGGUAGAUCUAGUGUCCCCAAGGAAAAUCAUCUCUUUUGUAGGCUGUGGUACCCAGAUAUACUUCUUUUUCUUCUUUGGCAGCUCCGAAUGUUUCCUCCUCUCUGUGAUGGCUUAUGAUGGCUUUGUGGCCAUCUGUAACCCUCUCCGUUAUUCAGUCAUAAUGAAUAGGUCCCUGUGUUUGUGGAUGGCUAUAGGUUCUUGGAUGUCUGGUGUUCCUGUCUCUAUGCUACAGACAGCUUGGUUGAUGGCCCAACCUUUCUGUGAACAAAACAGCAUAGACCACUUCUUUUGUGAUGGUCCCCCAGUGUUGAAACUAGUCACUGAGGAUACAACCAGGUAUGAAAUGCAAGCACUUGCCUCCACACUACUAUUUAUUAUGUUGCCCUUUUCCCUCAUUUUGGUCUCCUACACCAUUAAAACCAUCCUGAUGAUGCCCUCUGCUACUGGUCGCCAGAAGGCAUUCUCCACUUGUUGAUCCCACCUCAUUGUGGUAUCCCUUUUCUAUGGAACGGCCAGCUUGACCUACCUACGGCCCAAAUCCAACCAGUCCCUUAAGAGCAAGAAGCUAGUGUCAUUGUCCUACACUGUCAUCACACAUAUGGUAAACCCCAUCAUCUACAGCCUAAGGAACAAUGAAGUGAAGGGGGCAGUCAAGAGGACAGUCACUCGAAAAGUCUUGCAGAAGUUAGAUGUGUUUUGA